This is a messenger RNA of Danio rerio (zebrafish), 5243 nucleotides long. The record is from RefSeq and is a predicted model, not a curated record. Lineage: Eukaryota; Metazoa; Chordata; Actinopteri; Cypriniformes; Danionidae.
UAAAGGGACUAAGCCGAAAAGAAAUUGAAUAACAAUAAUAAUUUGUUGAAAUAGUUUUUGGUGUAAAGCGAACGAUUUUCAUUUCCCCCAAUCUUUUUUUCACUACUUUAAUUAAUUAUUUAAACUAAAUUGAUUUUGCGAACGCUUAUUUUCAAGGAUAAAAGUAGCAUUUCUGCCAAACUUAGUCAAUUUUCACUGUAUAGAGUUUAAAAACAAAAAUGCCAGCAGUAUAGUUUAAUAAUGUAAAUUAUUUAGUGAAAUAUGUUUAAGUUCUUUACCAAAUCACAACCAAUAAGAGCUUGUCAAUUUUUAAUGGGUUUUUAACACCUGUCGGUAGCUCCGUAACAUAUGUGAACGCUUUCAAUGUGAAUUUUGUAUAUUUAAAAAUAUAUUAAGUUGUAAGUUAAAUAAUGAUUAUCAAAAUAGGCGAUUUGCAAUGAUAAAGACCCCCUGCCUGUUGAGUUGUGUGUAAGAAGCCCCCGAGGAGGAGCGCGUAAAGGGUUAGUUAGGUGUCGGGGACCUGACACUGAGUGGGUGGGCUGAGCAGCCGCUCUCGCUUCUAUGGCAACCCGAUAGAUCAGCAUCAGCAUGAAUAUUCACGGAUCAGAGCGACUCGGGACGGCGGACGGCGGUGAUGUCAGCGGUGCCCGGCUGAUGUGGGCUCCUGGAUCGCGGGUGUUUGCUUGUGAUUGACAGCCAACGGGGAUCCUGAGGGUCCGUGACCUCCGCGCGCGCGUCACACGUGAAUCCGCGAGACUCGCAGUCAGUGCCUUGAAGCUGGAGGCGAAUUUGGGCAGCCAGGUAGCCUAUAAUGCGCUGUGGCAUGUGCAGGUGGGUUUGACCCUUCAGACUGUGGUGCACGGUGGCAGUAAUUACACCCAAACUGGAUUCGUUUGUCAUUGAGUUGAUCGCGCACCCGCUUCAAUGUCAUAAUGGACAGGUUGCAUUCGUCCAUGCGUAAAAGGCUCUACAGUUUGCCACAGCACAUCGGGCAGAAAGCGUCCAUCAUGGGUGAUGCUGAAGACUCAGACAAGGACACCCGGAGGAAAAGCAUCCGGAUGAAGCCUUUACCGACCAGCGGGGAGAUUAAAAGCGGAGAAUCCGCGAUCAUGGAGACGGACAUCGGGAGACCCGUGAAGACCAGCUCCAACGGGGACUGCCGGAGGUUCCGCGGCAGCCUUUCGUCCAUCACCAGUCGGCACGUCCACGACUCGGAUGUAGCCGAGGAAAGGCGUCUGAUCACGGACGGAGAGGUCACUCCUAGCGAGGAGAGCCCUCCUGGAGCCGCGGGUGGCGGCGCGGAGCCCGGUGCGCAGAGCGGCGGGGGAGGCGGAGAGGAAGCCGCCGGUUCGAGCCAGCAUCAGGGCAUCCCGGAUCAGCAGGCUGGCUUUAUUAAGCUGGAAGGCAUCGAGCAGAUACUGCCGGACGACGAGAGGUAUUAUCAAGCGGGCUUCAUGCACAGGCAGUUCGGGGCGAUGCUGCAGCCGGGGGUCAACAAGUUUUCCCUGAGGAUGUUUGGGAGCGAGAAGGCGGUGGAGCGGGAGCAGGAACGGGUCAAAUCCGCCGGCUUCUGGAUUAUUCACCCCUACAGCGAUUUCAGGUUUUACUGGGAUCUGACUAUGCUGCUCCUGAUGGUGGGCAAUCUAAUCAUCAUCCCGGUCGGCAUCACCUUCUUUAAAGAUGAGCACACGCCGCCGUGGAUCGUCUUUAACGUGGUCUCCGACACUUUCUUCCUGAUGGAUCUGGUGCUGAACUUCCGCACGGGGAUCGUAAAGGAGGACAACGCAGAAAUCAUCCUGGACCCUCAGCAGAUCAAGAUCAAGUAUCUGCGCUCGUGGUUCGUGGUGGACUUCAUCUCCUCCAUUCCCGUGGACUAUAUCUUCCUCAUAGUGGAGACGCGCAUCGAUUCGGAUUUCUACAAGACGGCGCGAGCUCUGCGGAUCGUCAGAUUCACUAAAAUCCUCAGUCUGCUGCGGCUGCUGCGGCUCUCGCGCCUCAUACGAUACAUCCACCAGUGGGAGGAGAUUUUUCAUAUGACCUAUGACCUGGCCAGUGCAAUGGUGCGAAUCGUCAACUUGAUAGGGAUGAUGCUGCUGCUCUGCCACUGGGACGGAUGUCUGCAGUUUCUGGUGCCCAUGCUGCAAGACUUCCCUGCUGACUGCUGGGUGGCCAAAAACAAGAUGGUGAACGACACGUGGGGUCAGCAGUAUUCCUACGCUCUCUUCAAGGCCAUGAGCCACAUGCUGUGUAUAGGAUAUGGCAUGUAUCCUCCCGUGGGCAUGACAGACGUGUGGUUGACCAUCCUCAGCAUGAUCGUGGGUGCCACGUGUUACGCCAUGUUUGUUGGGCACGCCACAGCGCUGAUCCAGUCCCUGGACUCCUCGCGCAGGCAGUAUCAGGAGAAGUAUAAGCAGGUGGAGCAGUACAUGUCCUUCCAUAAGCUGCCAGCAGACAUGAGACAGCGGAUCCACGAUUACUACGAGCACAGAUACCAGGGCAAGAUGUUUGAUGAAGAGAGCAUUCUGGGAGAACUCAAUGAGCCACUGAGAGAGGAGAUCAUAAACUUCAACUGUCGGAAGCUGGUAGCGUCGAUGCCACUGUUCGCCAAUGCAGAUCCUAAUUUUGUGACAUCGAUGCUCACUAAACUUCGCUUCGAGGUCUUCCAGCCGGGCGACUACAUCAUACGAGAAGGAACCAUCGGGAAGAAGAUGUACUUCAUCCAGCACGGUGUGGUGAGCGUCCUUACCAAAGGAAACAAGGAGACCAAGCUGUCGGACGGAUCCUACUUUGGAGAGAUCUGUCUGCUGACGCGGGGUAGACGCACAGCCAGUGUCAGGGCCGACACAUACUGCCGUCUGUACUCUCUGUCAGUGGACAACUUCAACGAGGUGCUGGAGGAGUAUCCCAUGAUGAGGAGAGCGUUUGAGACUGUUGCCCUCGACCGGCUCGACCGCAUCGGAAAGAAGAACUCAAUUCUCCAGCACAAAGUCCAGCACGACUUGAAUUCAGGAGUGCUGAACUACCAGGAAAGUGAGAUCAUCCAGCAGAUCGUGCAGCAUGAUCGGGACAUGGCCCACUGUGCAAACCUGCUGCAGAGUCCGUCUCCGCCUGCCCCUCCGUCCCCGACUCCGGUCAUCUGGGCUCCACUGAUCCAGGCUCCUCUACAAGCCGCUGCAGCCACCACAUCGGUCGCUAUUGCACUAACACACCACCCACAUCUACCCGCCACGCUCUUCCGACCUCCCGUUUCCCUGCUCGGAUCCAGAAACGAGCCUCCCAGCAGACUCAAGAGAUUUCAGACGGUUGCACCAAGAACAGGAUCAACCACUGACUCUCCAUCCACCUCCCCAUCAAAGCUUCAUUCAGGAGUGGAUACUCCUCUUCUAGCAUCCCUUCAUACUCAACACUCAUCAGUCACCAUCACUCCCAGUGCUACCACCAAUCAACCAGUGUCAUUCAGAAGCUUCAGUUCUCCAUCAGCAUCUCCGACGUUAAGCACGGCGCAGCUUCAUCCACAACCGAGACAAAAACAGCCGAGCACGCCCCCUCUAUCAGCACGCCUGCAAGCAGCAGGAGCACAUCCGCCCGGCAUCCUCACUACAGCCUCAUCAAACACUAGUGCACUUUCAGCAGGACUAUCCACUCAUUCCCCUACUCACAGUUAUCCUCCACCAAAACACCCUCAAACGGGCUCCCUACAGUUCGCAUCCGGAGGAGGGAAGAGUGGGUUAACCCUGUUUCACAGUCCGCCACCCGGAUCUCCAAUCUCCAUCCAUUCCCAAGCCCCCGAGAGCUCCACGUCAUCCCAGACGCAGCCCUCUUUUUCCAGUUACCUUGCUUUGGAAAGGUCAGCGCUGGCCUCGAUCGCUCAGUACGGCUCAGCGAACGCCUCGCCGAGCUACACGCCUUUAGCCCUCAGCCCGACUGUUCAGAGUCCUGUCACAGGGAGAACUUUCCAGUACAGUGACCCAUCCAGCGCCGCUGGCUCCCACACGUCCCUGCUCCUCCCGCAGUCCUCCUGUCCAGGCCAGCUCCCGGGUCACCACUCCUCCGGGACGGACUCUCCUCUGGGCCGCUUUUAUGAGGAUUUAAACAUACUGUCCAGCUCGCACCCGUCUCUCGGCGUUGAGGGAGCGGGUCAGUCUUCCCCUGGUUAUUUAUCACCGUAUUUAUCACCGACACUAACGCCCAAACCCUGUAGCUCGGUUUCAGGGCACAUGUCGAGCCCCGUACAGACUUCUCCAGGCCCUCGAGGUCAGGCUCUUUCAGUAGGGACGUCCCCCGCACUUUCUCUCCCGCGCACCUCAGAUGGAGAUCUAGAACCGCUGAGAUCCAAACUCCCCUCCAAUUUGUGAGGCAAAUUCACACCCUCCUAACGCACCAACAGCGAUCUUCCUCCGUGUGACCUUUUCUUUGGUUUUCUCUGUAUGGGCACUGUGUUUUAAUCGUUUAAAUAUCUAAAUAUUACUGUGAUUUUUUAAGAAGGUAAGAACUAACCAGUUAUCUUAGAGCUCUAGAUUUCUCUCUUCGGUUUUUGCUUUGUUAUUCUCCAUGAAUAUAUAUAUAUAUAUAUAUCUAUAUGGAAUUAUAUAUUUAAAUAUAUGUUAAUCAGUCUAUAGGAGGGUGUGAGAUGCUACGUAUAUAGAGACCUAAAGGACGUUUCUUUAUUUUUUAUCAAUGCCAAAUUGAUUGGUAAGGGGUUAUUAAUAUCGACACGGACAGAAAGACUCUUUUGCAGGACCCUAUGCACACAUGCCUGCAUAUGAAACUACUUUCUGCCGGAUCCAAAACGCUUUUUAGUCGGCCCUAAUGAGGAUCGCAUAUUGCUGAUCUGUAAUCUAAGGGUUGUAUUUAAGGAAUUGAACCUGUUUGUUCAUCCUAUAAACAUUUGGGAUCUUCCGAGGUGGAGAGGAGAACGUAGGAAAACCAAAAAAAUCCACGUUCCCUUUAGGGUUCCUUUGCUUUUGUUCUUCAGCCACACUGUAGUAAUAUCAGCGGGCAUUGAGUGGACGUUACAGGAGAGCGUUUGAGAAACGUCCCAACUAAAUCACAAUUCACUUGUGUCUUCCAGGAUCAUACAGUAGUGUAGCCCUGCAGAGUGUGUGUGUGUGUGUGUGCGUGUGAGUUUUCGGUGGUUUAUGGAGACGCAGAUUUUAUAAUGAAUAUGACCAGGGUGUCACGGUGGCGCAGUGGGUAGCACGCACGAUCACCUCACAGCAAGAAGGUCACUGGUUCAAGCCUCA